Messenger RNA from Chironomus riparius, 2315 nucleotides. The record is from the annotation of a GenBank genome assembly. NCBI's taxonomy places the organism in Eukaryota, Metazoa, Arthropoda, Insecta, Diptera, Chironomidae.
CUUUUGCCGCAAUUUAAAUUGUUUUUCAAACAUUUUUUGCUAAAACAUAAAUUAAUUAAGUAUUUACGCGUUGAUUUAAUACAAUAAAGAGUGGAAAUCAAUUAUAAAAACGUAUCAAUUCAGAAGAACUUGAAAUCAGUGAGAUGUCUCGAGCAGAAAAGGAAGCUGUUGUUAUUUGCCUGGAUGUCAGCAAGAAUGCAUCUGAAAUGUCUGAAAAGACUGGAAAGACAUUUUUACAGCGUUCACUGGAUUGUGUCAAGAAGAUUAUAACGAGAAAAAUCUUUGCAAAACCAAACGAUGAAAUUGGAGUGAUAUUAUUUGGAACCGAUGACACUAAGAAUGACUUGAACGACAAAGGUUUUGGAUAUGAUAAUAUCGUCGAAAUGGAUAAAUUAAAAAUGCCUUCUUGGGCUAUGCUUGAUGAAAUUAACAAAAUUAAGUCUGGAAAUGCAUCAGUUGGAUGGAGUGAUGGUCUUCUUGUUGCUAUGAAUUAUAUGAGCACUGAAACUGAAGCUAAGAAGUUCUCACAUUUGCGGAUUAUAUUAUUCAGUAAUUUCAUGACAGCAACAAAUGAUAAGGAUCUAGACGUGAUUACAAGUAACAUCGGUAAUUUGGAAAUAGAAUUAAUCGGAGUAUCAGACACAGUUUGUCAUGAAACUGAAGCAGCAAGCUGGCAAUUUAGCCAGAAUCCAGAGAAGAAAGACAGUCAGAGAGAGAGCGAACACAUUUUUGAGAAAAUGAUUGAAAACAUAGAAGGAGCUAAUUUAUGUCAUAUUGAUUAUGUUGAGAAGGAACUGGUUUAUUUUCAAAAGAAGUCAACUCGUGGAAGUCCUUGGAAUGUUGGACUUAAAGUUGGAAACGAACUGUCAAUUAAUGUCAGUGCAUACGUUUAUGUUCAAAAGUCGUCAUUAGUGUCCUUCAAGACUGAAUGCUCUGAUUUUAAUACAGUAACAAAAAUGGUCACAGACUAUACAAAGAAUAAUGAAAGGAUUGAAAAGCCUAGUGAAGAAGAUAUUGUUAAGGCUUUUUAUUAUGGAUCAAAAUUAAAUGUUUGUGAUGAUUCUGGAAUUGCUUAUGAUAGUGGUGAUAAGUGCUUGCUUACACUUGCUUUCUGUAAGCGCAAAAAAUGUGGUUCAAAUUUAUUUGCUGGAACUGGCUGUCACAUUAUUGUGCCACAACGAGACAAUCCAAAAAGUGCAUCAUUAUUUUCUGCUCUCGUUAGAAAUUUGAUACAAAAGGAUUACUUCAUUCUAGCUCGAAAAGUUUACAGAAAAGGAUGUAAGCCACAAGUUGUUGGAUUAUUUCCUCAAAAAAAGGAAGAUGGUUUUUGCUUAGUGAUGAUUGAAAUGCCUUUUGAAGACAAUAUUCAGCGCUGUCGAUUUGAAAAACUUGAAUUAAAGAAAUCCACAAAACCAAGUAAUGAACAGAUGAAAGCUAUGGAGAAACUUGUUAAGGCUAUGGAUUUAACUAAAGCUAUUGAUGAUGAAUCUGGAAUUACUGAAGCUUUUACAGCUGAGACUUCGUUGAAUCCAUUCCAACAGCAUAUUUGUCGUACUAUUUCCAAACGUGCUUUAAAUCCAACAGCUCCAUUACCAACAUUUGAUGAUGAAUUGAAGAAAAUGAUUGAUGUUCCGGAGAAAAUUAAAAAUGAGUCUGCAGACAUAAUAAAGGAAAUUGAAGAUCUGUUUCCCCUUGAAAUUAUUCAUCGUAAAGAAAAGAAAGUAUUUGGACAGAAGAGUAUUGAUAACGCUUCUACUGAUAUGCACGAUGAAGACAUGCUCGAUAUUACACAAGCUGAAUCAAAUGAACGAUUAAUUGUUGCUGUUGGAACCGUCAGUCCAGCUGAAGACUUUUUGUACUUGAUUAAUAGGAAAACUGAACGAUUUGGAACUUUGUGUGAUCAAAUUCAGAGUGUCAUCCACGAAUUGUUAUUCAAAUCAACUGUUGAUCUUGGGGAUAAGAUUAAGGAAGCGAUUGUAGCUUACAGAGAUGUGGCUAAAAUUCACGCACCAUUUAAUUACAACACAUGGAUUAAAGAACUGAAGAAAUUAAUGAUCAGACGUAAUAAGAUUGAUGAAUGGUAUAAAUAUAUAGUCACAGAAGGAGUAGGUCUUAUUACAAUCAACGAAUCACCAGUUUCGACAGUCACAAUGGAAGAGAAUCUUGAGUUUUAUGAGAUAAUAUCAAAGGAAACAUCAAAUGUCACUUCCAGCAUAAAUCCUGAAGAUGAUGAACUUGAAAAUUUGUUAUAAACACUGUAUUCUUUACUGUAUUUUAUUUACUACAUGCUACACAAAAUAAACUUUAUUAAACAA